Messenger RNA from Engraulis encrasicolus (European anchovy), 6562 nucleotides. RefSeq names its product RAN binding protein 3a (gene ranbp3a). Lineage: Eukaryota; Metazoa; Chordata; Actinopteri; Clupeiformes; Engraulidae. Gene Ontology annotation, molecular function: GTPase activator activity. Gene Ontology annotation, biological process: protein export from nucleus. Bases 231 to 1874 code for a protein of 547 amino acids. Gene Ontology annotation, cellular component: cytoplasm; nuclear pore. The transcript has 17 exons. The record is from RefSeq and is a predicted model, not a curated record.
CCUAAACAUACCGUAUGGAUGUUCGGCCUGUUUUCAUAAUGGCUCCAAAUUUCUUCGGCUAGUGCAUUGUUCAAAUGGAGAGGCUUUCAUCACGCUGCACAUUGUUUGGGAAUAACGAUGCAAUCAUCCACAGCAAACCAACAACACAACACAAAACACAAACACAUGCCAACAAAGAAGAAACGCGCAUGUCACUCGCAGAGGCUCAUGGGUAUUAGUAAGGAAGUAAAAUGGCGGACUUGGCAAAUGAUGAAAAACCUGCCAUAGCGCCACCUGUCUUCGUGUUUCAGAAAGACAAAGCUCAGAAGAGGUCUCUGGAUGGGUCCAGUGCAGAAGAUGGAGAGGACUCGGAUAAAGAAGACUACAGCCCUCCCGUCAAGAGGGAGAGAACCUCCUCACUAACACAUUUCCCACCCUCCAAUUCUGUUUCCAAGAACAAUGUGUUCAUGCCAUCCACUUUCUGCCAGUCUCCGACUGGAAAUUCGGAUUCGGAACCAGAGGAGAAGGCGGUUGGCUUUCGCCUGAAACCCCCGACUCUGAUCCAUGGCCAGGCUCCUAGUGCAGGAGUGCCCAGUCAGAAGCCUAAGGAACAGCAGCGGAGCGUCCUUCGCCCUGCUAUGCUCCAGGCCCCCCCGACCAAGGUCUUCAACCAGAGCAACUCCAAGAGCAGUAGCAAUGGGGUCAACCAGGAGUCGGAGGGCAAGGAGGAUUCUGCAGAGGCACGGGCAAGUGAGAAGGCAGAGGAUGCAAGUGGGGAGGCGGGGGACACGGCCGUGGGAAAAAGGCCCUCGACGGGAGCGGGAGCAGCAGCAGCAGCGGAGGCUCCGUUUGUGUUCGGACAAAACCUCCGAGACCGGGCCAAGGUGGAAGAAAACAGCGAUUCAUCAAAAAGCAAAGACACGGCCUCUCUAUCGACAGAAUCAGAGGAAACCAAUUACUUCCUACAGUAUAUAAACACCACAGGGCCCAGCCAGCCUGCCAGCAACGCUGACUCCAGUGCGAAGUUUGUGUUUGGACAGAACAUGUCUGAUCGCGUCCUGAGUCCCCCCAAAUGCAGUGAAGCGUCAGUGGAGACCAGUAAAGAGUCCUCGUCAUCCGCUCCCCUCUCAGAGCCCACCAGCUCCUCACACGACAGCAGCCCAGAGAAGGAUGGCAGCAGUGCGGCUGCGGAGUCUCUGGAGCAGUCUGCGGCGGCGUACACCAAGGCCACGGCCAAGAGGUGUCUUCUGGAGAAGGUGGAGGUGCGCACCGGAGAGGAGGCCGAGAGCAACGUGCUGCAGGUGCAGGGCAAGCUUUUCGUGUUCGACAAGACGACCCAGUCGUGGAUCGAGAGGGGAAGAGGUCUUCUCCGACUUAAUGACAUGGCGUCAACAGAUGAUGGAACGCUUCAGUCGAGAUUGGUGAUGCGGACCCAGGGCAGCCUGCGUCUGAUCCUCAACACCAAGCUGUGGCCUCAGAUGCAGGUGGACAAGGCCAGUGAGAAGAGCAUCCGCAUCACCGCCAUGGACACAGAGGACCAGGGCGUCAAGGUCUUCCUCAUCUCGGCCAGCUCCAAGGACACGGGUCAGCUGUUUGCGGCGCUGCACCACCGCAUCCUGGCGCUGCGUAGUCGGGCGGAGCAGGAGCCAGAGUCCAAGCUGCCCCCCGUCCUGCUGCUGCCGGAGCUGGCCCGCGCCCCCGAGGAGGACAGCGACGAGGAGAACCAGAACCAGAAUCAGAACCAGCAGCAUGGCUCCAGCACCACGUCAGCCGGCACCAGCUCGCCCUCCCAGACCACUGCUGCUGCUGCCAGCACCACUGCUCCUUCACCCACACCCGCACCCUCAAGCGGUGAGGCAGAAGAAGGGGAGACCGUGCCCAAAGAGAGCACAUAACCUCAGCUCCUCUCCUCUCCCCCUCUCCCUCUCCUCUCCCCCUCUCCCUCUCCUCCCCUCCUCUCCUCUCCCCUCUCCCUCCUCCCCUCCUCUCCUCUCCCCCUCUCCCUCUCCUCCCCUCUCCUCCCCUCAUCUCCUCUCCCCUCUCCUCCCCUCUCUUCUCCUCUCCUCUCUUCUCUUUUCCUCUCCUCUCCUCUCCUCUCUUCAUCUGCUUAUCUCUCUCUCUUUCUCUCUGUUACACACAAAGCCUCUUCCAUCCCCUUGCGCUGUCCAACCUCUCGUCUCUCUCUCUCGCUCACAUUCUCUCUCCUCUGCUUCGGUCGUUCCCCUACUUCACCUCUCUCGCCUGUUCCACUCUCGCCCUCCUUCCUGUGGACUGAAGUGGCUUCAUUGCCACCCGACAGCCCUCCUCUCUCCCUCCCAACAGACACUGUGCUGGUACCCCCUCUUACUCCUCCUCCCCCUUCUUCUCCUCCUCCCCCUCCUCCAUCCCUGGGUCCUCCAUCUCUCUCCUUCGUCUCCCGGUGUGUCUGCAGUGGAGGGCGUGGUGGUCUGCCGAGCUCCUCCAGCACCCCCUACUGGCCCUGUGCGGAAGCCUCAUCAUAUUGAUGAGUCGACGGCCGUUGCAUUGGAAUGGAAGGAUCUUUUAAGGUUUGAGGGUGACUGGAGAUUUUUUUUUUUUUUGGUCUUUUUUUCCCCUUUUCGAUUUUUUUUUUGUGUGUUUGUGGGUCAUCUUUGAUCCAUUUGCAUUUUAUCCGUCUGUCCACAGCAGUAGAAGUAGUACCUCCUGAAGGCCUUGAAAUUGAUGCGGAGAGAAAAUAGAAGAGGUUAGUCUAGCCAGCCAGUCCUCAAUUUCACACCAUUCAUUCACACAUUUAUUUUCUUCUCAUGGAGUAGUCUCUAACAUAUCUGUGAAUCACAAACUUUUAUCUUUUAUAAAGACGGAUCAUUGUUAGCCGCUUUUCUGUUAAGUCAUUGGGAGGAUAUGCCUCCUUGCGUUUUCUAGAAAAUUUCGGUUGUAUCUAUUUUUCGUUUCACCCUCUUGUAAGGUCUGCCAAGACCCAUCAAAACUAUUAGAGGAGGUUAAUAAAUCAUUUGAAAGACAUUUUUUUUUAAAUCACAUAUUUAUACACCACUGAACGAUGACUAUUUCCAUCAUCAUAGAAAAGACUUGGUGAUGAUUUAACUUAUUAACAUGUUAGUCUUAGUCUUUUUAAUUUGGACUGUUUAAGUGUGGUUUAGUGACCAUUUCCAGAUAGCCAUAAAAUAGAGGAAAGAUGACAGAAUUUCCUUAUAACAUUUGUCAUGCAGUUUGAUACUUAAGCCGCAUUGGAAUAUGAAGUCGACCUGGCGAGCUAUGCUGUAAAAAGAAGAGAGUGCCCCAAAGACAGUUCUGGCUAUUACCGUUAAAAUGGUUUCAUUGCUUCGACAGAUAAACACCUCCCUUCCCCCUCUCAAACCCCUCAUGUCUGUAACUGUUUACAAUAAGAACAUAUCGCAUGUUUGCAAACUAUACUGCCAUUACUGGCUUGUCUGAGAGAGAGACGGUUCCGUACACAGAGCAGGCUUCAUUUCAGUGUUUCACAAAUACAAUGGUGUUUGUUCAGUACUUCUUAAGAGAUAUAGAUUAAUAAAAGUUGAUCUAAUUUCCUUCAGUGAAGCGUAGCUACCCUUUUUUUUUUAAAGAAGAAAAAAAAAAUAUUUCUUUUCCUCAGAGCGGUGAGACGAAAUACUCUUUGAAUCCUUGUAUUAUAUUGUACUCCUCAUCUUGUACUACAAAAAAGCCUUUGAUGUGAAAAAUAUGUAUUUUAACUACAAAAAACAUUACUAAGAAAAAGACAAAAAAAAUUACUUGUAGUAUUAUCGAGUUGAAGAUGUUGAAAUCUAUAUGUAUAUUACUGAGCGAGCAGCCUUGAGGUGUUGUAAAGGAUAAUCCGAUUUAUUUUGUACUUUCUUCUGGGCAAACUAUAGAUUUGUCACUUUGUUUAUAUGUGUGUUACGUGUUUUGUCUUUUGUUUUUGUUUUUUCUUUCUUGUCGUCUACCACAUUCGCUACAUCCUGCUGUGUAGCAGGCAAACAGGGCAGUUUCCUAUGGGCACAGGGCUCAGAUAUGAAUGUAAGGCAUUUGUCUUUGUUAAAGGGCCGGAAUUCUUCAGCACUUUUCUUCUUCUUCCUCCUCUUCUGCUUAUCUUUCUUUUCCUCCUUUCUUCUCCCCCUUUCUUCUUCUUCUUGUUCUGACUCACCCACUUUGUCUCACCCUACUCUCUCGUUCUCUAUUAUCUCUCCCAUCAAUAUGAAUUUAAACUAUUUAAAUACAUUAGCAGGGGUUGAACAUUGAUCAAAAAUGUGUCUUAUCAAGGUCAAUGUUGAAGUGGUUAAGUGGUAGUUUUCCAUCUACGAGUACAAAUGUUUACAUUCUGGCUUUUAAAAACAGUUGAUAUUGUAAUUUUAGGACUUGGCCCACAUAAGAGCUGUUUGCUUUAAAUGUUUGUUUUAUCAUCCAUUUUGUCCCUGUCCCUCCUUCACCAUGGUUGGGCUCUGGUUCAUGUCAUUAUAAAUCUUUAAAAUAAAAAUUGUUUUGGGAGCCACAGCCUUUGAAUUUUAUAUAGCCAGUUUCUGUAAAGAUAAAAAAAAGUGCUGAAGUUGCAUUAUUGUUCAUUUCAUGACAGGUCAAGUCUGAUCUACAAACAAGGCUUAUUUAUCGCAGUCCCUAAGUCUCGCCCUGUUUAAUCAAAGGAGCGGCAAGGGGUGGGCAAUAUGUCAAAAAUGUCAUAUCACGAUUUCAUAACAUAACAUUUCGAUUCUGAUUUUUUUUAAAAUUAUUAUCAGGAUCUUCGAUCGAAAAAAUAAAAAACAACAAAAAUGUGUUAUAUACUUGCAAUUUGUAAUUGGCUAUUAAAUAUAAACACACUGAUGGCACUCUCAUAAAGUGCACAAUUGAGAUACAAUAAUGUAAAGAAUAAAAGUGAAGUCAACAACACUAAGUAAGUAGACAUCACUCUGAUACUGAUAGUAAACAUCCUCACUGCAAGACGAUCUAUACGAUUUCUCCACUUUGGCAAAUUAGAGACGAUCUUGUACUCCAUUCCACGAUUUGAAAUCGUCGUAGCGCCCACCCCUACGAGCGGCGGUAACCAGGCUUGUCCAUGCUUUUCCAGGCGCAUAUCUGGAUACAAAUGACAACUUGCAGUGUCCUAGCAAAGAGAUGAAAUGUUGAACACAGUGAGAGCACCAGCAUGUGAGAGCACCAGCUCUUGUCAUGGCCUUGGACUCUAUUACUUUAUCUGGACAUUGUUUAUUUAGUUUGAGUGAAGUGUACUCAGAUCUGGGAAAGUAAUUACUAACCAAUCAGCCCAUCGGUGGUAUCCAGAAACGUGCAGGUUGGCUGUCCGUGCUGUUGACUUACUGACUGACGAAAUGUUCCUGGUCUCGUGUGUGUUUUUUGCAAAAGCACUGUUGCAGGCGGCGUACAGUGUAGACAUGGGACGUCCCAUAUAGGCAGGUAGUUCAGUUCGAGGAGGCAUUUCUAUACCUCAUAUGUUCUCCAUUAUCACACACUCGCAGUCACACUAAGAAAACGGGCCAAGAACAAAAAAAAUGCUCUUUAACAUUCAUAUCUAAACCACGUGUGCCGUUUUACUUUUUCCAGAGCCACGCACUACACAACACACACAGUGAACAAUGCGGUUCUUUAUUAUUAUUAUUCAGGUAAUUCACCUGAAUGGCCACUGUGGUCUCAAUCACAACACCUGUUAGCACUGUGCCACACUAAUAAGCCACUUUGCCCGUGUGACUCAGCUAUGUUUCAACCCAACCCGAUGCCAGUACUGUAAUAUGACAAUAUGCGCCCGUUUAAAAAAAAAAAAAACCCAUCUACUCGAUACGUUGAGCGCAAGCGAGUGAGCGCAUGCUCCAUGACGCCACUUUGCACAGGUAUCAGACCUCAAGCGAACCUGAUUGUGUUUGAGGUUUUUGUUUCGUUAGUAGGGAGGUCCUUUCAUGUUUUUGGUGGUGUUGCCCUCACCCCUCUUGUCCCUCGUGUUUGCCAGUGGCUCUUUGUGAUUCGUGCAUCAUUAUCGUAUAGCCCCCAGCCCUCAAACCUGUUUUAGUUUUUGUUUUUGUUUUGUUUGUCCUGGUCAGUAAGUUUGCCUUUGGUAGGGUUAUAGGAAUGGAGUGUCUUGUUGAUGUUGGGUUGUUUUUUUAUUAUUUAAUCUGUGAACAGAUUAUUUCUUUAUUCACAUUGAUAAUGAGUCAAAAAAGAGCCUCAGCUAUGAGCUAAGAAAUUGGGGGAUUUUAUUUCAACGGAUCUACAGUAAGGGCCUAUGUAGCAGUCAACUAGAGAGUUGUUGGUUGGUCGGUCGAGCUGAAUUUUUUUUUGAACGAUGGCCCUGCCUACACUAUGACCGCUCCAUUGUGCCGCUAAUAUUAAUCAGGCCAUGCAGUCAAACCUCAUGGAGGGGUAGAUGCCUAUUCUGACCAUUCAAAAAAAAAAAAAAAUCUGUGUAAAUUGUCUCUCAUUGCUUUGAGCUUUAGCAAUAAAAAGUGCAACAACAAAAAAAUAAAACAUUAAUUAAAAAGAAAAGUUCAAAGCAGCUAACUGCUGAAACAUGUUGUUAUGUAAAGGUUUAUGUACAAUUGUCAUAUCAAAUGUAUUUGAGAAUUACAUUAAAAUUUUUAACAGUACCAUG